CACACAAAGGAGGGCUUUGAGGUGGCUCCAGCCAGGCCCAGGCUGAUCCCCUCUCCCCCCUGGUGCGUCACUUGCCCCAAUCUGGGCCUCCCUGUGAGCCUGAUUUAACGGGAAACUGUGGGCCGUGAGAAGUUCCUUGUGACACACUAAUCCCAGCCUGCUGACUGGACCACGCCCCCAGAGGAGGCAACCUCCAGGCCCUGGAGGACACAGGCACCAGGUGUCCCGAGGAGGAGCUGCUGACUUGGCAGGAAGGAGGCUGCCUGGAGAGGCCAGGACAGAAGAAGCGGGGUCCUUCUUUUUCCGAGCACUCCGAGUCUUCCAGAGGCAGCAUGUCAGAGGGGGUGGGCACAUUCCGCAUGGUCCCUGAAGAGGAACAGGAGCUCCGUGCCCAACUGGAGCGGCUUACAACCAAAGACCAUGGACCUGUCUUUGGCCAGUGCAGCCAGCUGCCCCGCCACACCUUGCAGAAGGCCAAGGACGAGCUGAAUGAGAGGGAGGAGACCCGGGAGGAGGCGGUGCGGGAGCUGCAGGAGCUGGUGCAGGGGGAGGCAGCCUCGGGGCAGGAGCUGGCCGUGGCCGUGGCGGAGAGGGUGCAGGGAAAGGACAGCGCCUUCUUCCUGCGCUUCAUCCGCGCGCGCAAAUUCCACGUGGGCCGAGCCUACGAGCUGCUCAGAGGCUAUGUGAACUUCCGGCUGCAGUACCCAGAGCUCUUCGACAGUCUGUCCCUGGAGGCUGUCCGCUGCACUGUGGAGGCUGGCUACCCUGGUGUCCUCUCCAGUCGGGACAAGUAUGGCCGAGUGGUCAUGCUCUUCAAUAUUGAGAACUGGGACUCUGAAGAAAUCACCUUUGAUGAGAUCUUGCAGGCAUACUGUUUCAUCCUGGAGAAGCUACUGGAGAAUGAGGAAACUCAAAUUAAUGGCUUUUGCAUCAUUGAGAACUUCAAGGGCUUUACCAUGCAGCAGGCUGCUGGACUUCGGGCUUCAGAUCUCAGGAAGAUGGUGGACAUGCUCCAGGAUUCCUUCCCAGCCCGGUUCAAAGCCAUCCACUUCAUCCACCAGCCGUGGUACUUCACCACGACCUACAACGUGGUCAAGCCCUUCUUGAAGAGCAAAUUGCUCCAGAGGGUCUUUGUCCAUGGAGAAGACCUCUCCAGCUUCUACCAGGAGUUCAACGAGGACACCCUGCCCUCCGACUUUGGGGGCACACUGCCCAAGUAUGAUGGCAAAGUCGUUGCUGAACAGCUCUUUGGUCCCCGGGCCCAAGCUGAGAACACAGCCUUCUGAGAAAAUCCCCUGCCAUCCGACCUGUAGUUAGUGUCCCUGGGCCUCUCCUCAGCUGCCCUGGACCCAGAAGGCUCGGAAAAGGGCUGCCUGGGGUGACUGUGGUUCCUCUGAACCUCCCUAAGCUUGGGUGAGCUCAGGUGUCACCCUCCUCCCAAGCUGGGGGGGCAAUAAAAAAGCAGGGGAAUUCCCUUGAGCAAGAAGAAGUGAGGGCAGUUAUAUUCCUACUGCCUCUGAAGCUUUAGGACAGAGACUUGUGUGGGGUUGAGUGUCAAAGACUCUAAUCAAGCUUCUCAGUGAUUUUCUUUGUAAUAGAUUUUACUAUUUAGGGUCUGUGAAAAUAGGCAAGGAGGCUGGUUUAAAAGUCUCUCCCACCCCUAAAAAUAUAAAAAAGAAGAUAAAAGAGG
Messenger RNA from Physeter macrocephalus (sperm whale), 1690 nucleotides. RefSeq names its product retinaldehyde binding protein 1 (gene RLBP1). Bases 333 to 1286 code for a protein of 317 amino acids. Lineage: Eukaryota; Metazoa; Chordata; Mammalia; Artiodactyla; Physeteridae. Gene Ontology annotation, cellular component: membrane. The transcript is spliced from 8 exons. The record is from RefSeq and is a predicted model, not a curated record. Gene Ontology annotation, molecular function: phosphatidylinositol bisphosphate binding.